UGCCGCUGUUGCUGCCUCUGCCCCUACGGCUGCCACUGAGAGCAGGGUCCCUUAGCCUCUAGGUUUGCGCUAGCGACGGAAGAUUCCUUGAAUCAUCUGCAGUGAUAUUAUUCUCUGAAGAGGGUGCACUUGAUUGCCGCUUUGCUCUCAGUAUGACACCUGUCAAUGUAGCUCUAAUCCGUGAUACCAAGUGGCUGACUUUAGAAGUUUGUAGAGAAUUUCAGAGAGGAACUUGCUCUCGAGCUGACGCAGAGUGCAGGUUUGCCCAUCCGCCAAGAGUUUGCCAUGUGGAAAAUGGCCGAGUGGUAGCCUGUUUUGAUUCACUAAAGGGUCGGUGCACUCGAGAGAACUGCAAGUACCUACACCCUCCACCCCACUUAAAGUCGCAGCUAGAAAUUAAUGGGAGAAACAAUCUGAUUCAACAGAAGACUGCCGCCGCCAUGUUCGCCCAGCAGAUGCAGCUUAUGCUCCAAAACGCUCAGAUGUCAUCUCUUGGAUCUUUUCCUAUGAAUCCAUCACUUGCAGCUAAUCCUGCUAUGGCUUUCAAUCCUUACAUACCUCAUCCUGGGAUGGGCCUGGUUCCUGCUGAGGUUUUUCCAAAUGGUCCAGUUCUGAUUUCUGGAAAUCCAGCUCUGGCACUGUCAGGAGUUCCUGGUCCAAAACCAACUCGUACAGAUAGACUGGAGGUUUGCCGUGAAUUUCAGCGUGGAAAUUGUACCCGUGGGGAGAGUGAGUGCCGCUAUGCUCACCCUACGGAUGUUUCCAUGAUUGAAGUCACUGAUAAUACUGUGACAAUCUGCAUGGAUUACAUUAAAGGCCGAUGCUCCCGGGAGAAAUGCAAGUACUUUCAUCCUCCUCCCCACCUGCAGGCCAAACUCAGGGCAGCUCAUCACCAGAUGAACCAUUCGGUUGCCAAUGCAAUGGCCCUGCCAUCUGGUGCACUUCAACUGAUACCAAAGAGGUCAGCCCUUGACAAGGCCAAUGGCGCCACUCCGGUCUUUAACCCCACUGGUUUCCACUGCCAACAGGCUCUGGCUAACAUGCAGAUUCCGCAGCCGGCUUUUAUCCCGACAGUGCCCAUGAUGCACGGUGCUACACCUUCCACUGUGUCUGCAGCAACACCACCUGCCAGCAACGUUCCCUACGUUCCAACAACUACAGGCAAUCAGUUGAAAUAUUGAGCAGCAGAGUUACAGAGUAUCAGAAUCUCUCAACAAGAAACUCCAUGUGGCCUUUCUAUAUGUAUUCUCGUAUGUCCUCUUGUACCAACACAACAAUAAGCAUGGUGCAGUCAAUAUAUUAAAACACAUACCUGUUGACAAGUUCAAAUUUUAAAAAUCUGUGGAGAUGCUAAAGCAAGUAGAAAAUUAACCACUAUGUGUUACCUAAUAUGGAUUAAUUGUAUAUGAAUUAGCAUACAGAAUACAACCAUACAGCUUUGUCAUGUAUAUGAAUUAUCAGAUCCAUAUUACAUGAAUUUUCCAUCUGAUAUGAAUUACCAUAUUGAAUAUAACCAUAAAAUUUUGUGACUUCUUUCCAGUAAUGAUUUAUGCUAAAUGAACUUGCACAGUGUACUGCAGGCUUACUGUAUACUCUUGGUGGAUAAAUUCUGUUUUUGAAGUGUUACCUUACUAUUCUGUUUACAAGAUAGUCUAUAAGAUUGAUGUAGAAUGUAACUGAUUUUUCCCAUUUACCAUUUCCUCUGUUGGUAUAUUGUAUUAAAUUGGGUUCUGCUUAGCUUUCCCAUGCUAUAGUGUUUUCUUGUUUAUACAUGGUGUUUGAUUCAAUUAGAAUGUCAUGAGUGGGGAACAGAACUAUAUGUGAUUGAAAAAUAUAACAGGUUCAUGGUAAUAUGCCCUCUUUAAAGCAUUUCUGUAAGUUUCUGUAGGCAUACAUUUUAAAGGUCUCAUUUCUGAGUAUGCACAAAAUCUGUUCAUGUAUAGAAUUUUACCUGUAGAUCUGACCUUGCAUAGUCAAUAAUAUACUAAAUUUUUUAAAAAGAAAAAUACAUGCCUACAUGCGAUAGGAAAGUUCAAAUGUUAACCUCAAACCAUUCCUCUUAAAUAAUUUGAGAAUCAAGCGUUCACAUUCUAAUAAAUUUCUUAGCAUGUAUAAAAUUAUGGAGAGUAGCCAUUACAUUUAUCGUGUCACAGGAAUCCUUUUUCUCAGCUUGAGUGUCUAAAUUUGAGCCAUUUGUCAUCUUCAGCUGAGAAACUGGUACUUACUAGUUUAAAGGUAUGCUAAUCAUAUGUUGAAAAUCAAGCAGAGAGAUGUGGGUGUGGAGACAGUUUUUAUGUACUGGCAGAAAGUGUGUAAAACCUUUGCAUUGUAACCUUUUGCACAAAUGCUGUUUUCCAAAUGCAAAUGGCUCAUGCUCUUUUCACUAUUCUUUGAAUAAUAAGUAAGACGCAGUCUAGCAAAAGUCAGUCCAGGUGAAAGAAAAUUGUUUCCAAAUGAGGCCUUACCUCCCCAAAUGGACCAUCUUUUCUAUUGAUCACAGAAGGAGGCUGAGUACAGAUUUAGGGAAAUGGCAGGAAUGGGGGCAGGGAGAGAUUUCAAAUGACUUGGAAUGUGCAAAAGACCUAGAAAAGGGUUCUGCGAUUGUCUUUCAGUUUAGUUUAGCAGAGUUUCCAGUUUUUCUAAAAGCAGCAGUGAAGUAGCAAGCAUUUGUGCUAUAUUGACAAGUGUUUCUCUGCCAAAACGUUUAACAUCAGAGGGUUUUUUGUGUUGGGAGGGGGGCAAUGAUUUGUCCAAUUUUGUCUCAGAACCAAAUCUGUUUUUGUCACAUCUGAACUUACUUACCUUUGUGUGUGUUUAAAAAUUAGUCAGUUUUAGCAUCCUUUGGUUAAUAGAGAAUAGCAAUGGCCCAUGGAGGUGUGGUGUGAAUUCUUCUUACUAAUACUUAGGAAAUAAUCUACAAAUAUAGUAAUCCAUCUAUUUCCGUGACAUAUAGUGUACCUCUUCUACUCUACAAAGUUAUAAACAUUACUAUUGUUAUAAGAGGGAAGAAACAUAUUUUCCAAAAGCCUAGGUAAAUUGAAUAUUUUGUACUUAAUAUAUAUUCUCCCACUGGAAAGCAUAAAAUCAAAUUUUUUUAUGUCUAGCAGUUGUUUUUCUUCGUGAAAUUCAUGAGGAAAGAGAAACUAUUUGGGAUACCAUAAGACAGGUACUUGGAUUGAUUUGCAGAACAAUGGCAUUGGCAAAGACUUUAUUAUUGCCUUUUUCCACAGUUGGUAAAACAGAGAACCAGACUGUGGCUUGCCUAAGGCUGCCUAGCCAUUAUGGGAACCAGUUGUUCUCCCUUUGUACAUCUUUCUUGGAACGUUUGAGACUCCAACUCAAAGCAGAUCAGAUUGGCUCAGAAUUUUUAAAAAGCAAAAUUAUCUCUGGUGGUUGGUAUCCCAUUGAUCUUAAUUAUCCAGGUGAAUCCUGGUCACCAGUGAUUUCUAAGUAGUCUUGUUUUUAUAUUAAUCCUCUGCCCUUUGUUAACUAUUGCCUGCAACUAAGCGAUUGAGAGUUGUCUGUCUUUUUACCUGUGGGCUCUUUGAACCACUAUGUUUCUGUUUUCUAACAUCGUAAUUCCAGGAAGAAUGUACCUGAGCUAGUCUAGAUGUAGUUAUUAAUGGAUAUGAGAAUGUUUUGUGCAAAAUGAACUUUCUGUAGUUUGACAGUUUGGUGCAACAUACUAUCUCGUUUAACUUUUUAAACUUUUGACCAAGAUGUAUGUGGAUGAUGACCUUAGCGUAGAGUUGUACUCAUGUUGCUCUGAGCACUGGAAGAUGUUAAUGCUGACUUAUAUUUAGGAAGAGAUUCAGUCAGGAAUAUUCAGGGUAGUUGUCUUUUUAGUGCGAUGAGUUCCCUAUAAUCUAAGUGUUAGCAUUUUAAAAGUUGCAAUGUACGUGAAGUUUAAGAAAGCAAGCUCAAGACUCGAACAUUUUGAUCAAUUUGAAAGGAGUUUUGAGGGAAAUGAAACUUUAAGAUGGCACUCUAAUUGUGCAAUGACUAAUGACCUAAUUGAAGAAGAGACAAGUCAUUUGACUAUAAAUUGAGUUAACAAGACCAGUCACAACGAAUCAGUGACUCUAAACAAAAAUUGACCGAAUUGCUUGUAUAUAAACCAAAUUCUAAUCAGUUGUGAUUUCUAGUUAGAAGUUUUUAGUCUUUGUGUUUUACCAUGGCCUCUAUUUUGAUUUCUCCAAAAUUAUUGGCUUUGUCCAUCUUGUCAGCCUUUUGCCAAAAUUUGCAAGAACUCUGAAACUUGGAUAAAAUGUGUCAAAUCUACAAAUAAGCAAUCUAAACUUGUCAUUUAAGGAGAGCUUAGUAAUUUCAGUUUUUACAAAAACCACUAGGAGACCACAAUGAGUAGGGACUAGAAUGAAAUCAAAUGGAUUCAUACAAUUGCUAUUUCAAUACAGUGUUUACUUUUGAAAUUGGAGCAUGAAUCCACACCUAGCAAAUACUUUUCAUUUGUCUUUUCUAAAUUAAUCUUCAAUUUUCAUCUAGUCCUGAAAGCAGUCUGCUUGCUAGCCCAUCAGUUUUGCUUGUCUGUCCAUCUCUGAGCAUCCGAAAAUAUUUUGAUCUUGCCAUAAUUGUUGGCCUAUGACACUCAGCUGUGUCCACUCAUGAGAACCCUCAACUCACCUGAUCUCCAUUUCAGAAAGAAACCAGCACCUGCUCUCAACUCUCAGCAGGAACCAAAUGAACGUAGUAUUUUGUACUUCAGUUCAUUUUAAACAGCAUGAGCAGUUAGACAGUGCUGUGUGAGGAAGGGACAGCAGCUGUAGUACAUUGUAGGAGAUGAAAGAGGCUGCUGAGGCCACUCAUGCGCUACUUGGAAUGCCAGUUGGUUAUCUUCUUUGUCUUUGGUGUUGGUAAGGAUGCCCUUAGACGAACUGCAGCAGAGGUUUUCUAAGAUCUGGCAGUCUGGGGGAUAGGCUGUGGCGUGAAGAAUAUUAGUAACUUAGUUCUCUUUCCACCUUAAGAAAAGAAAAGCUCUUCUACAUUUCACUGAAAUGGACAUGGAGAGGGGGUUGUCUGAUUUUAUUUUGAUUCAUUUGGUAGAUUUGAUUCCAAGUUUUGAUUUGUCGAUUUAAUAAGAUAGUGGCCUAAUUUUACCAGAGCCUAUCAGUGGUAGUAGAAUAAAAUAGCAGAUAAGAGAGUUUAGGUUUUUUUUUCUUUUGAAAGUUUAGCAGAUAGUCUAAUCAAACUGUAAAUGUAAUUACAAAUACAGGCUCUGAGUACCAAGUCACUAAUUGGUGCCAUGUUUUUGUUUUACUUAUUGUUAGUUUUUAAGGUUUUCAUUGUACUACAUUUUUAUAUCUAACUAACUAAUGAGUUUAAUUUUGAAGGAGAGUUAGAGAAUGUUUAAGUUUUUACAACAUAUAUUCAGACCAUCUCUGUAGGCUCUAAACUGACACCGUAACAUAAUUCAAUAUAGAUACAGUCCAUAACUGCUCUCUACAGUUCACAAUUCAAGAACAAAUUUAGCAUUGUACACAAAUGAUAGAUGUCAGCUAAAUAUAUUUAGUUGUUACUUUGGCAACAAAACUACAACAUGGCUACCUUUAGACAUUUAUGCAUGUAAAACUUUUAUGUGUAAGCUAUAUGUAGUUCAUGACACUGCAAACAUAUUGAAGGUACAGCUCAAAACUCAGAAAACUGAUGAUGUUUUUGAAGUCCUGUGUUCCAUGUGAAAGCUGAAUUUGUGUCCUCAUGUAGUUUUUUGUCCAAAAAAAAGUUUAUAACACAUGGAUUCUAGAAUCAGGCUUUAUAGUUUAAAGAAUUUAUUGCAUGGAUAGGGUUAUUCUACAGUAUUUUGACACCAGAAGAAGCUUGACAUAGAUAUUACCUGGCCUUUUUUCACAAUUUUAUUCAAAAUUAUCUAUUCAUGUAGUAUCUGUAGUUAUAAAAAGAUUCUAUUUUCUGGAUUUAUUCACAUAAACUAUAUGUGAGGAUUAAAGCAUACGUAAACAUUUUGAGAUUAACUCAUUUUUUGAAGCCACCUAUAAAGAUCCUAUAGAAGGGCCCCUGAACAGUGUUUAAGAGACAUAUGCUGCAGUUACCUGACUGUCUCAGUUAGGGUGCGAAUGUGUGAGACCCAGUUUUUUUUUUUUUUGCACUUAUGUACAUAGUCCAUGAACGCAAUCCUUGGAGCUUUUGACAAUUUAAGAAGUCUGUGGUGAUAGAGGAAAGUUAGUGAGAGUGCUUUCUGAGGCUCUAAGAAUUAGUACAAGCGUCGUGUUGAAGUAUUGUUGUGGAGGCUGGCUAGCUUGCUACAGCUCACCAGAAGCUCAGACUGCUACCAAAUGCCAGAGCCUCCUAACAGCACUGAGUCAGAAUACAAAGCACUUCUUUUCGUAAGGCUACUAGCAAGGAUGAUUUCCUUUUUGAAUUAACUCCCACUGUAAACACACACACACACACACACACAUACACACACACACACACACACACGCUCAAGCAUAUAUGAUAAGGUACCCAGCAGAGAUUUUCUUUUUUCCAAUUAUAGAAAGCAGAAAAAUAUACUCUGUAUAUUACAAGGUAGUUACUCUCAAAUCUAAUUACAACAGGUUUCAUCCUUCGUAGUUAAUUCUUAUAUCAAUUAAUGUGGAUUUAAGUGAUAAAUUGUUAAUGUUUUAACUAAACAGAAGUGAACCAGCCCAAAUCUUACAUAAGGUAGACACUGGAAAGGCAAUGUCAAUUUAACUUACUCUGCCUGCUUUCACUCCACACUUGCAGAUAGCCAAGGAGUCUUCUGGUUGUCCUCCAAGGCACUGAGGCUUAGCAAAGUUGGAAGUUUGAAAGGUUAAGGGAUGGACCAUCACUUUGAAUCCUUCCCAUCUUGAGGCAGGUGUCUUUCACACUAAAGAGGAACCUCAUCCUAGGCUAAGGGGAGUUGUUGUGAAAUGUUACUUUUCAUACACUGCUAACACUCUUGGAGACAUAUACCUAGAUCUGCAGCCAUAGCUCAUUAGUACAGCACUUGCCUGGAUGAGUGAAGUGCUGGGUUCCAUCCCCAGGACUGCAAAAAUAAAAAAAGGGGGGAAGAGAGAGUGAGAAAGAUAGAAAACAGACCAAAGCCACAAACAACCCAAGCCUUACAUGUAUCCUGUAGCUCAGGGCCAGUUGGCUAAAAAGUACUUUUAUUUUCCCCUCAGCUUCUGAUCGCUAAGUCAGUUUGUUGUAUGGCUAUACAACAAACACCCUGACAAUCUGAGUAGCUGGUUUUAGCCAAUAGGAAAUGUAAGCAUACAUUCAUUUUAUAGUUAAGAAUGCCCACUUCAGCCUUAUUACCCCCCUAAUUUCACUAUUUAACCAGCAUCAUUAUGUGGACAUUCCCUUGUGAAUCUCUAAGUCAUAAAAAUGCAUAGAAAGAUGAACUUUUGUGGGUGGUGUUGGGAAUACAGCCCAGGGCUUUGCGUGCUAUGCAAACGCUCUAACACCAUGACUAGCCAGUGAUAAGAUUUUAUGUCUAGAACUAUCAACCAUAAAUUAGUAGGGAUGAGCCUUGAAGCAUCCCAAAAGAUAGCCAACGAAUUUAUAACAUGUGCAUGCCCACAGCCACUUGGUGCAAUGCUGAAACUUAAACAUGGUGGCUGGAUUUCAAUCGUUCAAACAAAGGAGAGAAUUAAGUAUAACAAGUGCAAGUGACUCAAGCUAAAAGAUAAAUUGGGAUUCAGUUUGACAAAUUUAUAAUUUCUAGCCCCUCUGCCUUGCCUGUAGGUGAAUUACUCACUGGAAUUCAAAGUCUAGCUUAUCCCAAAGAAAGUGUAUGUUUAUAGAUAACCCUUCCUCAAUUAUAUUGUACCUAAAAAAAUGAAAAGUGCUUUGGUCUGAAAUAAGUUGCCACUCUGUAUAGAUAAUACAAGAAUCCUCACUAGCCCUCUUUGACAUUGUGUUACUUUAAAAAUACCUCUGUAGCAAGAGCUAGAAUUAAGUGAGCUUUUUCCCCACACACAUACAACCUUAAGACUCUGUCAUAGAACUGCAUGGUUCCAAAGCUUUAUUUCUGUAUACAGAUGCUAUCUGUUAAUGAUGGAAACCAAAUUGUUGUGUUGCUGUGUCUUUUGUGUCUAGCAGUUGAGUGGAUGAUAUGACCAUCAUUUCAUUAGAUGCUGGGGAUAACCUUUUCAAAAUAAGUUUCUUAAUAUUACUUUAGAUGUAAAAUGAGCCUUUUGCUCUCAAGUUAAAAUCAUUAAAAUGAAGUCCAUGUUGAAGAAAGUGAGGUCUCACUAUAUUGUGUAAACCAGUCCGAAUUGGAUGGCCUUAAAUGAUUUGAUUCUCCCGUCUGAGCCUCCUGUGUGACUUACUUUGCUUUACCAUGAUGAGCUGGAUUACUCCUUUGUGUAAUUUUAAAAGGGUAACUUACAGCUUCUGCUAACAAUGAUCUGGACUGUAGAAUGUGGAAGCAUUUGUUUUGGGCAGAAAAUGGCAAUAUAAGAAUUUCUUAGCCCUGUGCAGCAAUUUAAAACUUAAGUAAGGACCAAAAUAUUUUACAAGUAAAAACUGCAUUUUGUCCCCAAAUGCAGUAAUUCAUUCCCUCAACUGCAGAUGUUUGGACUUUCUCAAGUUACAGUGUUGUAUUGCCUGUUUGUCUCUAGAAGUGUUCAUUAUAUAGCUCAUUUUAGUAUGCUACUUUUUAUGUUUCUUUUUUAUUCUUUCAAUAAAGUUUGCAAAUUCCUUG
Molecule: messenger RNA, 8683 nt
Organism: Grammomys surdaster
Lineage: Eukaryota; Metazoa; Chordata; Mammalia; Rodentia; Muridae
Gene: Mbnl3
Product: muscleblind like splicing regulator 3
Exons: 8
Coding region: 153-1181 (342 amino acids)
Molecular function (GO): metal ion binding
Source: RefSeq, a predicted model, not a curated record